CGGUUCGAAAAUUUUCGCGGACAUUUUUCUCUUCAAAUCCGACGCGAAAAUAGCGGAAACGUUUGUGUUAACCAUGUUUUUAACGACAGAAUGAUAGGUUUAAAAUUUCCCCUUAAGAUGUCUCCGGGGACACGUCAACUGUCGGGAACAUGAUACCAUGCAAACUGCGCAAGCCCAAAUUCAACCGAGUAAAAUUCAAACAACCACGCCUUAACCCAACCCAAGCAAUAAUAUUCCCGUUCUAACAUGUCCAAAAAACUAAUUCUAAUAAUCGACUUGGACACCAUAAUGUCUUCUGCGUCGUCCGAGCUUCGCGUAAAUGAAUUUCCGUAAGCCGCUCCGUUCGAACGUUCCCGCUAUACCUUUCGAACCCACUAAAAUGUUAAAAUUUGCCGCCGUACUUCUUAAAAUAGUCCUGUUACAAUACAUGUUGUUUCUGGCCGGCGUCGAAGCGUACGAGCACAUCAAAUAUGACAGGGAUUUCGGUAAACCGGCUCAGGGAAAGAUUUAUUUCGCCAUCGCUAUCUCUGCCUCGGGCCACGGUUACAGUCGCGCGUUCAACAAAACUCUGACUAACAUUACUCAGAAUUACUUGACGGGAAACUCGAGAAAGUUCGCGUACAACAUCAGCCUGGAGACGUUGGUCCUCGAGUUGCCCGAAAAUGGCAGUUUUAGCGGUACGCUGUUGGAAAGGCUUUGCGCCAGUUUCGAAGGGAAACAUGUGGUUGCCGUGCUCGUGGUUGGAUCUUCUCCCGCCGCUUUCACCGUAAGCAUGGCCGCGAAGCAUGCUCGCAUACCGGUGCUUUGGGCCAGAGGACAGAGCGAGUUUCUUCCGGGAUUUAGAAGUUUGGAAAGCAGUCCUCUCGAGGUUCAUUUAGCACCAACCGGACGCGAACUAGUUCAGGCUCUUCGAGGGCUGUUGCUCCAAGCCCAUUGGCAUUCGUUCAUCAUACUAGCGGACUCAUCUUCCGCGACAGCUUUACGCAGCCCUGAACUUUGGUCCGUUUUAGAAACGACACCUCUACGUCCCACUUUGGUCGCUUUGCCGAAUCCGUUGAGAGCACAGGACCUGUUCAGGAAACUGGCAGACAUAUCUAGAUCGACCCGGGGCGUGGUGAUAUUGUGCAGCGAUAGCAGGAGCGCGAUCAGGAUCCUCGAUGACGCGAAACGCUUGAACAUGAUGGACGGCCACUUCGUCUGGAUAUGGAUCGACACUGCCGGUUCGAUUAAUAUCCGAAACGGGUCUGAGGAGGACAACAAAGAGUCGAUCGAACGCACGAAACGCGACUCAGAUCCGUCGGAAUUCCGUAACAGGGCGAAACGGGACGCGUACGACGACAUAAACGAUAUGCAUAUUCAUUAUUUUUUGAAAAACGAUCACUACCUUUUGUUGAAUCGUAAUAAUUAUGGCGUUGAAAGUUCUAAAUCGCACGAUCGCGGUCCAUCCGACGUCGUCGUCGGAAAAACGCGCGUUGUUGUGCUUAACGAUUAUUUCGGAGGUGAUGAUGUCAGUGGGAAAAAAUUGAGUGAGUUGCCUGCGGGGUUGCUGCGUUUGAAACCGCUGCCCGUGAAAGUCGAUAGGCAUUUGGUCAAAGGCGCGGUCAAGUUGCUCACCACCACGCUGAGGACGGUCAUGGACAGGUCUCCCGCCUGGUUGGUGCAGAACGUGGCCUGGAACAAGUUCGCUACCAGUUGCUGGGAGCAGGAGUUCGAAGGCGACUCUAGUUUCGCCACGGAUUUCGGCAGGGAGUUGAAGGCCACUUGUACAGAAGCUUUAUCGGGCAAAAAACUAACACAAGAAAUUGGCGUUGACAAAGUGGACAAAUCAUUAGUAGCAAAUUUCGAAAUACUCAACUUAGUUCCUGAGUUCAGCUUUAGUAACAGAUCUGAUACAGCAGAAGGUGCUCAUUCAAGUCCAAACGCGUUAAAGUGGAAACGAGUCGGAUUGGUGUCCGGCAGAACGGUGCGUUUGGACACGAUAAUUUGGCCCGGGGGAGAUUUGUCAGUGGCUGCCGUCUCGAUUAGAGCAAGGACGGUUUUUAGGGUAGUAACCGCGUUAGCUCCCCCGUUCGUCAUGGAAAGCGAAUUGGAUGAAGAUGGACAGUGCCUCAGGGGUCUUCCCUGUCAUAGAGUAUUAACUUCCGAUAAGGAUAAUUUAACACUAGUUUUUAACGAGAUGCAGAGGUUAGAGGACGAGGAGAAGGAAGAAGAUACCGUAGAAAAUAGAAAUUCGUAUUCGGAAUACGGCGGGUUGGGUGGGGAUUAUUCCGAUGACGACGAAAAAUUUUUUCCCUUCCAAAAAUUCAAACACCGGACGAAUUGUUGUUUCGGGUUGUCGAUGGAUUUAUUGGAGAAUAUAGCUCAGGAAUUAGAAUUCGACUUUAGGUUAUACAUCGUAGCUGACGGAAUGUUUGGUUCGAGGAUAUUGGCGAAAAAAGAGAACAGAGUCAAUCGAGAUGUUGGGAAAAAAUAUUUAAGUUCCAGGUUCAAAGACGAGAUCGGUCGCGGCAAGCACAUCAAGGAAGAUAAUUACGAGUACAACGCCAAAUGGAACGGCAUCGUUGGUGACUUGGUGACCGGUGCCGCUCACAUGUCUUUCGCUGCUUUAAGUGUUUCUAGCGCGAGGAGUGAAGUGAUCGAUUUUAGUUCUCCGUAUUUUUUUAGCGGGGUGUCUUUUUUAGCGGCGCCCCAACAAAGGUCCGAAAUACCGCUGAUGGCCUUCCUGUUGCCUUUUAGUAUGGAAUUGUGGAUUGCCAUUUUGACAAGUCUGAAUAUUACCGCAAUAGCCGUAGCAAUCUACGAAUGGUUGUCGCCGUUUGGCCUAAAUCCUUGGGGUAGACAGCGUUCGAAAAAUUUCAGCAUGAGUUCCGCCCUCUGGGUGAUGUGGGGCCUCCUGUGCGGCCACCUGGUAGCGUUUAAGGCGCCAAAGAGCUGGCCCAAUAAAUUCCUGAUCAACGUGUGGGGAGGGUUUUCCGUUAUUUUUGUCGCCAGUUACACAGCGAACAUUGCCGCCUUGAUUGCUGGCUUGUUUUUCCAUAAUACGGUCAGCAAUUAUCACGACAGGAGUUUGUUAAGUCAAAAAGUGGGGGCGCCACAAUCGUCGGCUGCUGAAUAUUACGUCCAAAAGGCCAACCAAAUGCUCUGGCAGCACAUGAGCAAGUAUUCGCUGGAAAACGUCGAAGACGGGGUGAAGAGAUUAAAAAAUGGGUCCCUAGACAUCCUUAUCGCAGAUACGCCUAUCCUCGACUAUUAUAGGGCCACAGACCACGGAUGUAAGUUGCAAAAAAUAGGGGACACGAUCAACGAGGAUACGUACGCAAUCGGCAUGACAAAGGGAUUCCCCCUAAAGGACAGCAUAUCGGCGGUGAUAGCGAAAUAUUCGUCGAACGGUUACAUGGAUAUAUUGCAAGAAAAGUGGUACGGAGGUCUGCCGUGUUUCAAAUUGGCGAAUGACAUCGCGCAACCGAGGCCCCUGGGGGUUGCCGCGGUCACGGGGGUUUUUAUUUUGCUCGGGGUCGGAAUCGCUAUGGGCUUGUUAAUUUUAUUGAUAGAGCAUUUGUUUUUUAGAUAUACGCUGCCCCUUUUGAGGGACAAACCUAAAGGGAGCAUUUGGCGCAGCAGGAAUAUUAUGUUUUUUAGUCAGAAACUUUAUCGCUUCAUCAACUGUGUCGAGCUGGUAUCGCCCCAUCACGCGGCCAGAGAAUUGGUUCACACUAUCAGACAAGGACAAAUCACCAGCCUUUUCCAAAAAAGCAUUAAAAGGAAGGAACACGAACAACGUCGAAGGAGGAAAAGCAAAGCGCAAUUUUUCGAAAUGAUACAAGAGAUCCGUAGGCAGCAGCAACAAGAGGAGAGUCAAACCCAAUUGGAAUCGGUCACUGAAGUGGAAUCCGAGUAUCAGUUAAGUCCGGAUGAAAAGAAAACCAAAUUAAGUCCGAGUAUUAUCCGCAGAACCUUUUUGCGUAGCAGCCCUAAGGGGGAUAACGAAAGCAAAAUCAAAUCUCCGACCACUUUAUUUAAUAAACAGAUAUUUAGCCCCAGGAGCAAAAAGGCAAAGAGCUCGACCGCUCUUAACGUGCGUAGGUUUAGUAGCGACAGUGUUUUCAACUCGACGACCCUGAGGUUGGAUCCGAGCGCUUCGAUAGGUCGAAGGUUGAGCAAGGACGCCUCCACAUUUCUAUCCAGUUCUCCGCCUGACAUUAACAGUAGAAGGUCGAGUUACCUCGAUAUAAUUAGUUCCAGUAGCAAAUUGUCAGGUAAAAGUCCGAUUUUAUCCAUCGAAAAUAUCUCCGAUUGCGGAUCAACGAGAUCGGCAGAACCACUUCGAAAACUUUCCGAUUCCGAGAGCAUAGGUAGAAAACUAGCCACUCUACCGAGGUACCAAGAAACCGUCGACAAGCACCGCCUGCAGCCGCAGUAUAGUCUGACGAUUGGAAAAAGCGACGAAACGUUGACAGCGACCGAUCAACCGGUGUCGUCGGCCAAAAGUUUCAACGGCAUCGAUAAGCUUGAUCACAAGAGUAAUCUAUCAGACGAUGAGAUCGCGCGUAGGAACAAGGAGACCAUCAAUCAGCUUCAGGUGCAAUUACAGGGAAGCAAGGGCAAAAAAUCGAACAGCGACAAUAAUAAAACCGUGUGCAAUACGAAUCCCCAGAUCAGGAUCGAGGUCGCGGAGGAAGAUGCCGACAAAGUGGAGACGAAGAGAAAAAAUCCCCCGCUGUCGAGAAAGCAUAAGACGAGGCAUCAAAGUUUGGGAGAGUCUACCCAAAAUUCUGGAAGUUCGGAUGCGCCUAGAAGAAAUAAGCUACAAGAACAGUCGAAGUCGCUAGAUAGCGGUUCGACGAAACCCGGCCGGCCUAGAUCGAGAUCUCGGCAUGCCGAGGAAGAUUUGCCUCCUGCUCCGCCCCCUCCAAAUUGCUCACCAAGAAAUUCGAACGGCAAGUCGCCCCUAGAACGUUUGUCCAAAGAAGAGCUCGUGCGAUUGUGGAGAAGUUCCGAAUCGGAACUCAGAAGUCAUCUGUUAAAAGCUAUAAGGGAUAAAGAGGAACCGUCGGAUCCGACUUGAGAAAUACCGGGCGACGUCUUUGAUGAAUUUGGAAAGUGAAAAAAUUUGGAAAGUUUCUUCCGCUCGUCGCGGUGAUUUUUGAGGGUCGUUCGGCAUCACGUUAUCAGACGACACAGUUUCAGAAUCAUCUGACCAUCCACUGUUUUAAAAAAAGUUAAAGGAAACCAAAAAUUUUAAAAAACGUAGAAUUUUAGUCUUUAAAUCGUUGUCGUCGAUAGAAAUGAACUUAUUGGUACCUACUUUAAAAAGGCCUUAGAUAGUAGAGUGAUAUUUUAAAAUUAAAAAAAAAACAUGACCACUGUGUGUUAUUAGGUAGCCUUUAUUCUUGGGGGGU
Molecule: messenger RNA, 5399 nt
Organism: Cylas formicarius (sweet potato weevil)
Lineage: Eukaryota; Metazoa; Arthropoda; Insecta; Coleoptera; Brentidae
Exons: 22
Coding region: 320-5065 (1581 amino acids)
Biological process (GO): ionotropic glutamate receptor signaling pathway; modulation of chemical synaptic transmission; monoatomic ion transport
Cellular component (GO): plasma membrane; postsynaptic membrane
Molecular function (GO): NMDA glutamate receptor activity; transmitter-gated monoatomic ion channel activity involved in regulation of postsynaptic membrane potential
Source: RefSeq, a predicted model, not a curated record